UUUGCACUCUGGCAAAGUCCUCUUUGAAGCUGCUUUCUUCCCAGCUCUUCCUCUGACUUGGCUCCUCAGUUUUUGUUAAGACAAAGAAAUAUUUUAGACAUGGCUCCAGAGAUCCAGAUGUCAGAACCCAUGUGCCUCAUUGAGAACAAUGAGGAACAGCUAGUGGUCAAUCAGGAAGCUCUGAAGAUUCUGUCUGCCAUCACACAGCCGGUGGUAGUGGUGGCCAUCGUGGGCCUUUAUCGUACAGGCAAAUCCUACCUGAUGAACAAGUUGGCUGGGAAGGAGAAAGGCUUUUCUGUGGGAUCCACUGUGCAGUCUCACACCAAGGGGAUCUGGAUGUGGUGUGUGCCUCACCCCCAGAAGCCAGACCACACCCUAGUUCUGCUUGACACUGAGGGCCUGGGAGAUACCGAGAAGAUUAAUAAAAACAAUGAUACUCAGAUCUUCGCACUGGUAAUCCUUCUCAGUAGCACCAUUGUAUACAACACCAUGAGCAAAAUUGACCAGGGGGCUAUCGACCUACUGCACAAUGUGACAGAAAUGACAGAUCUUCUCCGGACAAGAAACUCCUCUGACCUUAAUGAAAGUGAAGAAGCGGCUGACGUGAGCUUCUUUCCAGACUUGGUGUGGACUCUGAGAGAUUUCUACCUGAGUCUGGAAACAGAUGGGCAUGCCAUCACAUUAGAUGAGUAUCUGGAGAAUUCGCUGAAGCUGAAACAAGGUAAUGAUGAAAGAACUGAAAUAUUCAAUCUGCCACGACUAUGCAUACAGAAGUUCUUCCCGGUGAAGAAAUGCUUUGCUUUUGAUUUCCCCACUAAGAGAAAUAAACUUUCCCAGCUUCAAACACUCAAUAGUGAUGAGCUGAGUCCUGAAUUUGUGCAGGAGUUGUCAGAAUUCUGUUCUCACAUCUUCAUACAUUCGAAGACCAAGUCUCUCCCAGGAGGCAUCCAAGUCAAUGGACCUUGUCUAGAAAGCUUGGUGCUGACCUACGUCGAUGCCAUCAAUAGUGGUGCUCUGCCCUGCAUACAGAAUGCAGUGGUAGCCUUGGCCCAGAGAGAGAACUCUGCUGCAUUGCAAAAGGCUGUCACCCACUAUGACCAGCAGAUGAGCCAGAGGGUGAAGCUGCCCACAGAGACCCUUCAGGAGCUGCUGGACCUGCACAGGACCUGUGGGAACGAAGCCAUGGAAAUCUUCAAGAAGCAUUCUUUCAAGGAUGAGGACCAAUGUUUCCAGAAGGAGUUGGAGACCUUACUAAGUGGAAAGCAGAAUGAGAUUUGUAAGAAGAAUGAGGAAGCCUCUGCAGAACACUGCUCAACCCUACUUCAGAGUAUUUUUAAGCCUCUGGAACGAGGAGUGGCACAGGGGAUCUAUGCUAAACCAGGAGGCCACAGUCUUUUCCUUCAGAAGAUGGAACAGCUGAAGGCACAGUAUCGUCAGCAGCCAGGGAAGGGAAUACAGGCUGAGGAAGAGCUUCAGAAGUAUUUGAAGACCAAAGAACAACUGAGCAAUACAAUUCUACAAACAGACCAGGUUCUCACAGCCAAGGAGAUUGCGAGGAAAGCUGAAGAAGAAAGAGCAGCGGCUGCCAGGGCUGAAGCAAAGAGGUUGGAGACAAUUCGAAUCCAGGAAGAACAAAAGAGAGCAGAGCAGGAGAGACUGCAUCAAGAGAAACUGAGGCAAAUGGAGAUUGACAGAGCAAACUUCCAGGCAGAGCAAGAGAGGAUCAGGGCACAGAGGGUCCAGAAAGAGAUUGAGAGGAUCAAGGCAGAACAAGACGCUCAACUCAGACAAAUCAAUGAACAGCUUCAAAAAGCAAGAGAAACGGUCUAUCACCCACGACCACAUAAUGAAUGUAUAUUAAUCUAACCACCAAAGGAAGGACUUCCUUUCCUUGCUGCUUCUCAUUGAAGACACAAAGGAGCGAGAGACUAAAGGACUCGAGACAAUCCAGUAGUUAUAAAACCCAAUGCCCCUGUCUAACUGUCGUAUUUGUCUUAAGGUAUUUUACG
Messenger RNA from Microtus oregoni (creeping vole), 2009 nucleotides. RefSeq names its product guanylate-binding protein 5-like. The transcript is spliced from 11 exons. The coding region runs from base 100 to 1866 and encodes 588 amino acids. Gene Ontology annotation, molecular function: GTP binding; GTPase activity. NCBI's taxonomy places the organism in Eukaryota, Metazoa, Chordata, Mammalia, Rodentia, Cricetidae. The record is from RefSeq and is a predicted model, not a curated record.